GCCUGCUUCUUGCUAGGCCAAAUCAUACACGCACAGAGCGAAGCUUGUCUGACGACUCGAGGAUGGCGUCGGCUACCAAGGGCAGCCUGCUGGUGGAAUAUGACUAUCCGCAGCGAUCACGAUCUCGCUCGCUACGACGCUGGCGUCGACCUAUUGCUGCGAUAAUCCUGAUUGCAUUUGUCGCUCUGUUCCAUUUUGGAUCGUCUAGCAGUAUUCUUACACCCUCGUUGGUGGCUCCUAGGAGAGACUUCUUGGAGGGCCUACACAAAUGUCAUGAGAUUCGGAACCGGACUCUUCAAGAACACACAGCAUCGGCCGAUCGAUUCAACCCACGAUGGAACCCCUUAUCCGGGCAGAAACAAGCCAUUCUCAUCCAAAACGCCACUCUGUUUGAUGGAGACUCGACCCGUAAUGAAUUGGUUGAUAUAAUCUUCGACGCGGGAGUCAUCCGGGCUGUGCUCCCCACCAACUUAAACAACCCAGUGCCCAAAGAUGCUCGUGUCCUCAAUGCGCAUGGUCGGUUCAUCACACCUGGUCUGGUUGAUAUGCACUCUCACCACCUCCUACUUCCAUUUCCAAAACUGCCCUCUACCAGUGACGUGAACGAGCGACCGCUCUUGGGACCAAUAACUCCGUUCGUGCGCGCGCUCGAUGGCUUCAAGCCCUACGACCCGGCGAUCAAAAUUAUUGCAUCGGGCGGCGUCACCUCAUCACUGGUUCUACCGGGCUCGGCGAAUAUCGUCGGUGGUGAAGCCUAUCUCGUCAAAAAUUUCCCGCGUCCGGGCCCAAACGGUGAGCCCGUUGUGGAAGAGCUGCUUUUAGAAGAUGGCCGUCCAGAAAUCCAUCGGCAAAGGUACCUCAAGAUGGCUUGUGGGGAGAAUCCAAAGCGUGUCUAUGGCAAUACUAGAUUGGGCUUGGCGUGGCUCUUGCGCGAACAACUCGAGAAAGCACAACAGCUGCUUGAUCGUCAGUCCUCCUGGUGCGAUGCUGCAUUUGCGAUUGAGGGAAUACCUUUUGCGCAAAGUCAUCAUAUCUCGAGCUUCAUUGAGAAAGAAGGAAAGCGACCCGAAUCAUUUGAAUUCGAGACCCUUCUGGCGCUUUUGAGAGGAGAACUCAAUGUCAAUGUGCACUGUUAUGAGCCGGAAGACUUUGAACGCAUGGCUGCUGUUUUGCAUGAACUUGGUGUCCAUCCUCGAGCCUUCCACCAUGCACUUGAGGCAUGGCAGGUGCCCGAACUUCUUAAACAUCUAGAAGAGAACAUUACGAUCGCUACAUUUGCUGAGAAUGCGCUUUUUAAAGCAGAGGCGUACGGAGCCAAUUUGAGAGGCCCGAAGAUCCUAGACGAUCAUGGGGUUAAAGUUGCUCUAAAAUCAGAUCACACUGGCGAAGGAAACUAUGCCAAAGACCUUAUUCACCAGGCAGUCGUUGCUCACUCAUUCGGUCUAUCUGAGGAGAAAUCACUUCAGUCUGUGACAUCAGUGCCUGCUCGAUCAAUCCAGCAAGACCACCGUAUUGGAUACGUCCGCCCUGGGUACGAUGCGGAUCUAGUAAUUUGGGACGAUCAUCCCUUGCAAGUCGGCGCGACUCCCCUUGAAGUGUUCAUCGACGGCCGUGCUCUCUUGGAAAAUGAUUAUGGCGUAAAGGAAUUGGAAAAGACCACGGGUUUGUUCAAUCAAGAAGCACCAGUGGUGCGACCAUUUGUUUCCGAUGCACAGAAAGACGACAUCUGUGCAAGAGUCAAUAAAUCAGUGCUUAUCACCGGAAUCAAACGAUCUCUGAUUGGCACCCCAACCCAUGUUGACAAAUCUGCACAAGGUCUUGUUCUUUUCAUUGAGAAUGGCAGGAUUGCAUGUUUUGAUAAGGAAUCGACAUGUGCUUCCUAUUACAAGGACGGAGAAAUCUCCCAUAUUGCACUGAACAAUGGGUAUAUAACGCCGGGCCUUGUGGCAUUUGCUACUAAUCUCGGAAUACAAGCAAUCCCGUCUGAGAGCUCCACCGGCGACGGAACGGCAAAAAGCGGAGAUAUACUUAACGAACAGAAGAGUGUCCAUUUCGCGAAAUACGGUGUGCAUCUCCACGGCAGAGCAUUUACGAGAGCUCGAAUUGGUGGCGUCACAAAAGCGGUCACGCCUCCACACGGAUCUGGCAUCAUUGAUGGAGUCAGCGUGGGAAUACGGACCAGCGAAACAGCCACCAUUUUGGAAAGAGGUAUUUGGAAAGAUAACGUUGCUCUUCACCUGGCAAUUGGUCAAUCGGCUAAAGAUGACAGCACGCCGACCAUCUCUUCUGAGAUUGAGCACCUCCGUCAGAUACUAGAAAAGGGCCAACAGGAUAGCCAAGAUAUAUAUGCCCAAGCUGCGAACGGAUUACUGCCUGUAGUCGUACGAGUAUUCAAUGAGGACGAUAUCGCCCAACUGAUCUUGAUAAAGCGUGACUACCCUUCGGUUAAGUUGGUCAUCCAUGGUGGACACGGAGCUGCUUUAGUCGCCAAGCCACUGGCAGAGGCAGACAUCCCAGUAAUUCUCACUGGAAACCACGGUGCCCCUGACAACUGGGAAAAGAAGAACGUUCUAAUAGGACCGCCCCUGAGCGAAAGUCCCGCCAAGAUUCUGAUAGACGCUGGUGUCCAACUGGGCCUGGCAGUUCGGAGCGACUCGGCUGUUCAUGGCUUGGCACAAGAAGCUCGAUGGGCCGGCAAGUAUGCGGGUCUGAGUGAUGAAGAGGCCAUUGCCCUUGUCUCUACCAACAUUGAAGAGAUCUUGGGUCUUCGAUCAGCAAGCGAGCAUGGUGGAGGAGAAACCAAACCUUAUAGUGGAGAUAUUGUUGUCUGGGAAGGCGACCCUCUGAGAGGAGAGGGAUCUGUCGUCAUUUCAAUUCAAGAUGACAACAAGAUUGCAGACUGUUGGCCUUACACUGCAGAUGCCAUUUUCUGAGGUUGUCUCAUCGAUGGGGUAUGAAGUGGACAUGGAUAAAUAGGGGAGUUGCGUCUCGUCACAGCUGCAAGUAGUGAGGAUCCCAAAGUGCCACCACAGUGAAAAACAUUGUACAGAGUAUGGGUUAAGCUUUGUAGCUCGUUGUAGCAAGUAGAUAUUCUUCUGACUGGAAAUAUACGAUCAUGUGAAGCUUUCCUCCCAUGCGGUAGCACAAUAUACGGUACGAGGUCAGGACAUUGAAUCUAGAUCAAAUUAUAAGACAAUACUCGGGUACCAUGCGCAUGAACAAAGGCUGAUCAUGGAGAAAAUGAGGACAAUACCAUUGUGUGACGGCCAAGAACGGACGGGCUGAUAUAUUUUCCAACGGAUCUCCUAACGGGAAGGGGCCUAGCCAGCUG
This is a messenger RNA of Aspergillus melleus, 3331 nucleotides long. RefSeq lists its product as uncharacterized. Gene Ontology annotation, cellular component: cytoplasm. Lineage: Eukaryota; Fungi; Ascomycota; Eurotiomycetes; Eurotiales; Aspergillaceae. The record is from RefSeq and is a predicted model, not a curated record. The transcript has 7 exons. The coding region runs from base 63 to 2933 and encodes 956 amino acids. Gene Ontology annotation, biological process: purine nucleobase catabolic process. Gene Ontology annotation, molecular function: allantoinase activity.